Messenger RNA from Rotaria socialis, 468 nucleotides. NCBI's taxonomy places the organism in Eukaryota, Metazoa, Rotifera, Eurotatoria, Philodinida, Philodinidae. The record is from the annotation of a GenBank genome assembly.
AUGACUCGCAUUGUUGCAUCCGAUGAUAUGGCCAAUGUACGACGAUCUCUUGCGGAUGCAGGAAUACACUUUGAUAAAUUAUAUAUUAAUCAAGCAUAUUUCAAUAGUAGUUUCACGAUACAACCGUCGGAAAAAACUAAAAAACGAUCUAAACCUGGUUUUUGGAAGAAACUAUUGUGUGGAUCUGAAAUGAAACAAUGUUCGACAGGCACACAAACAAAUUUAAUAGUGCGCGAUGAUUAUCAACACAGACCACCUCCUGUAACUUCUCGGCAACGUAUGCCUCCUACAGAGAAUACUUAUGAUUACCGGCGUUAUCGUUCACUAAAUCGAGAAUACACUCAUAAAAAGUCUCAACAACCUAUUCGUCGUCGACGUUCAUCACUGAUCACCCGAUCAGUACAAAUACACCGACAAAAGCGAAUCGAUGAUGAUGAUGACGACGAGAACGAUGAAUUUGCAGUGUAA